Epinephelus lanceolatus (giant grouper) is the source of this 745-nucleotide messenger RNA. Its product is annotated as protein S100-A5. Gene Ontology annotation, molecular function: transition metal ion binding; calcium ion binding; calcium-dependent protein binding. Gene Ontology annotation, cellular component: perinuclear region of cytoplasm. The record is from RefSeq and is a predicted model, not a curated record. Lineage: Eukaryota; Metazoa; Chordata; Actinopteri; Perciformes; Serranidae.
GCCCCUGCGUGUGUGUGUGUGUGGGGGUGUGGGUGUGUGUCGAACCUUUAAGAGGAGGCUUUCCCCCACAGUCUGACAACAGUCUCACCUGGGUUAGCCAUUGACACAGACGUGAUCUCUCUUCACUCGGGGGAAACGUGAACUCUGAGCUACAGCCAUGGAUGCUCGCCUGGAAACAGCCAUUAGAAACAUUGUGGAUAUAUUUACGGAGUAUGCUGAUGAUGUGGGCAAGAAAAACCAGUUAAGUCAAGAAGAGCUGAAGAAGUUGCUGGACUCAGAAAUAAAAAGCGAAGAGUUCAAAGAAAAAAUCAAUACAGUUGACAUCGAGGAGGCCAUUAAGUUGCUGGAUAAAAACCACGAUGGCAUGGUCAACUUCCGCGAGUUCUGUCGGUGUGUGUCUAUGCUCGCUAAAUGCUACUUCCACGCGAAGACAGGCAGGGGUGGCAAGAAAGGCAAGGGCAAAGGGCAAGAAGAUGAAGCAGAGGACUAAAGAAGAUUGACUGCAAAGCCUUAAAAUGUUUGUAGCACCUUAAUAGAUUCAUAUGUCUUUUAUACAUAUGACAUUUACAGUAUAUAUAUGUUACAUGUGACACAGCCGACCCUGAAAACAGAUGCUGCAGGUAUAAGGCCAGUGGAACAUCCAUUCAUUUAAACAUGAAUGUAAAAUGUGUUAUUGUAUCUCUGUAACUGGUUUUCAAAGAUCAAUUCAGUGCUUCCUGUAAAUAAAUUAAAACAGUGAAGUUGC